AUUGAGCUCGGCCGCAAGAUUUUUCCUGCGUUAUUUUAAGAUGCGCGUUUGGGUAAGGUUAUCGUGUGCAGUUGGAAAUGUAUUCAACGACUUCUAUCGACAGCUCCUCCAGUCAUUUGAGCUUUUAUUCUUUAUGAAAGUUGUUGAACUUUCAGCCUCAGAAGCAGGACUGAUUAUACUUAUUGGAGAAAUUGCAGACGCAUUAUUCUCUCCAAUUACUGGGUAUCUUGGUGAUCUAGUAAACUUACCGUUUCUUUCAAAGAGGAUUGGCAGGCGAAAAUCCUGGCAUCUUUUGGCAACAGUCGUCAUGGCCGUAGCACUUCCUCUUUUGUUCAAUCGGUGCUUUCUUUGUGCUGGCAACCAUCAAAGCUGGCUUCCCCUAUUUUACUUCGGAUUCUUCUCGGCGUUGGUAAACAUAUGUUUCAACAUGGUAGAGAUAAAUCACAUGGCUUUCAUCACAGCUGUUGUCGAGUCUGUAGAAGAGUUCACAAUUCUUGGCGCACUUAGGACUGUAUUUCGCUUCCUGAGUGGUAUUUACAUAUACGCCAUCGCCUGGAGCCUUCUGGGACAAGACAAUGCAGCUGCUCUUGGACCUGACAGCCUGUCAGAUUUUGCGUAUCUCUCGUGGAUUGCUACUGGAACUGGAGUCCUCUUUGUAACCGUCUUUCUCAUUGGCAGCACAAAGGAGCAUCAGAAACGUUUGAGAAGAAGGAGCAGAUUAUCGGGUAUUUUGAACACUCCUGGGAUAUUUGUAACAACACCUUUGGGAAGUGAGAACGCAGGUUCUCUCCAAGACAGCCUUGCUCAUAGAUUUGUGGACAUGAUCAUGGCAUCGUCUCAGUUGGAAAAUUAUAAGCAAGAGAUGAACGAUUGGGAAGAAAGCCAAAGUCGAGAGCUGCAUAAUAGAAAAAAAAGUGUAUUGCAGAAGUUUGUCGCUGCUAUAUUUUCUGAAGGGGAUAACUACAUUGUUCAUGCUCGAUAUAAACCCGUCUUCGAGGAAGAAACGAAGGACCCAGAAAGAGAGGAUACAAAAAAACGUAUGGUCUUAGAAGUACAACAAUUAGAUCGUGAACGUAAGAAAAGUUUGAUGAUGCGGGUUUUCGACGGACUUCUGUCAAGACUAGGACAUGAGGAGGAGGAGCAACCUAAACUCACUGUCGGCAUUGAACACCAAGUUUCAGCAGACAAUGAGCAUGAAAGGUAUCUAGCCGAUAAAGAGUACUGCAGACAUGAAGAGAACGAAACCUUUCGUGAAGAGGAUACAUGGAAAAUGCUCAACAACAAUAAAGCUGUCGACGAAGAGGCGGGAGAUGGUGUAGAAGAAAAGUUCCCGGGCACCCUAGAAACAUCCAUUUUGUCCAAACGUAAGCAAAGAAAACAUGCUAUCGUGAUGACUUCAGUUAAUGGUCGUAAUAAAAACCAGAAGAAGUCUGUGACUUUUGAUGAGCCAGGACUUUCCGAUAUUCCUUCAAUGGAUGAGGGGACACAGAAGAAAUUAAGUCUUGAGGACUUGCCUAAAGACGGAACGAUCCUCAGUGAAAGUGCUCAGAGCUAUUUGGCACAAGAUUGCGCCGAAGAUAACACAAGAGAAUCGGCAGUUUUAGAUGAUAAUCCUGCUCCACAUAGUUUUCCUGUUCUUUCGGAAAUUCUUCCAACUGAGAGAAAACGUCCAAAAAGAAUCAGAGAUUGGCUGAGAGAUCCAAACCUGUAUAGGGUAGCCAUUAUAUUCACAAGUUCACGCCUUGCGCAGAACGCUGUAUACAAUUACUUACCGUUGUUCCUUACAGAGAGGCUGCUAUUUGCAAAGGAAGCCAUCGCCUAUUUCCCACUUAUUCUCCUGAUCAGCGCCACUUUCUCAAGUUUAUUCUGCAACAGCCUGAACAGGAAGAUUGGAAGUAAGUGGAGUUAUCUUUUGGCGGGUUCCCUGGUGAUGGGCUGUUCUGUUUGGAGCUAUUUUCAGACUGUCUCCACCAAGCAAUCAGCUUAUGCAGUGAUGGUUACAAUGGGAAGUGGUCUUUCCGUUAUGGACGUCAUGGCACUUGUCUUCAUUACAGAGGUGAUUGGAGAAAAUAAGGAAACCAGUGGAUCAGUUUUUGCCAUUAUAACUGUGAUUGCGAGACUUUCAGGCGGUACAUUUAUCAUUGGCAUACAGGAAUUUUACCCAAGAGAAAGAAUCAGCUCAAAUGAGGCGGUUGGCAACUACGUGCGACAUGUGUUUGCACUGGCGCCUGGAAUAUUGACUCUCAUUGGAUCCCUACUGGUUUUGCUUUUCCAACCGUCAAGAGCUCACAGCAAAAGUAAAGGCUUCCAGGAUGCCGAGGCUCAAGCUGACCAAUCAUCGUUGGAUAUUCAAGUUCCUCAGCUUCCACGUCAAAGUGAAGCAAUUCCAGACGUCCGCCAUGAUGAAAAUAAAAUAUCUUUCAUCGCUACUGUGCAUUCUUAUCCCGAAGACACAAAACUGUAAUUUCUUUCGUUCUAUCGCGUAUUCAUAGGUGUUUUCUUAUUUGAACUAUGCAAAGUUUGUUAGAGACAAAACUGCUACCAAUACCCUUUCAAUUGAGAACGUAUUUGUAACUUAUCUUGGUGGUCCCACUAAGGAUUGACGUGACUGACGUGUACUAUCACUUUAAUUAACAUGAUUCAUUAAAUCGGUGUGACAUGAUGACGAUCGGUUACCACAACCUUAAAAGAGGAAGAUAAAAUUCAAACCAAUGACACAAUUGAACCACAGCAAAAAGAA
Pocillopora damicornis (cauliflower coral) is the source of this 2740-nucleotide messenger RNA. RefSeq lists its product as uncharacterized. Gene Ontology annotation, cellular component: plasma membrane. The record is from RefSeq and is a predicted model, not a curated record. Gene Ontology annotation, molecular function: symporter activity. Gene Ontology annotation, biological process: carbohydrate transport; transmembrane transport. Lineage: Eukaryota; Metazoa; Cnidaria; Anthozoa; Scleractinia; Pocilloporidae.